AUGUCUGCUCUUGGGGCUUGCUGCACGAUGUUGUUGUCUUCAAACAACUAUUUUUAUCACCAUGCAGGGCUAAUACCUUAAAUACAUGAAUUGAUUAUUGAUAAUGAUACUGACGUUCUUUCUUCUUCCAUUUUUUAUUCACGCUGAAGCCGACUUAUUAAAGGACAAACGAAGAAUUGAAAAAUGGGGUGAUCAAUUUUCGCGGGAAGCGAAUAAUGUUUGGGAAAAGUAUUCUGGUUUGAUGCAUUUUAAGCAUCUUGUUAAUGAAGCUUCGUAUGAAACAAAAUCGAUCCAAGGAUGCGAUAUUUUGAAAAAUAUUUCAAUCGACAUUGACAAAAAUUUGCAAGAUGUCAUAAGAUCUUUGCUUUUAAAUAAACUAAUCCUGGAAUCUGAAUACAGGCUACAGAAAAAUAUAUCGUCAAAAAUUGUUGAUUGUUGCAGCUCCGAUGUCAUAAAACGAUAUGAUGCAAGAUUCGGAAUCAACGUCAACAGAAGCAAAUCUUGUGUGCUUUCACCGUCAAAGGAUCAAUUUCUGACCUCUGCACAAGAAAAAAAUUACAAGAAAAAUAUUUUAUCGACUAAAGCUUUAACAUGGCAGUAUUUUGGCUCUUCACAAGGAGAAUAUCACGAAUACCCUGCUUCAUCACGGAAAUGUCACAAAACGAAAAAGUUCGAUCCACGAUUAAGUUCAUGGUACGCACACGGAGCUAUGACGGUCAAAAAGAAAGUGGUCAUAAUCAUUGACUACAGCGGCUCAAUGAAGAAUAAAAAUCGGAUGUUAUUGGCUCAAAACGCAGCGUUGACUGUACUCAGUACUCUUACUCCUGAUGACUAUGUAACUGCUAUUGCAUUUUCAAGCACAGUGAAAUAUCCUCCAAACUGUUUUGGUAAAACGCUGGCCAAGGCAACGCUGUCAAAUGUUAAUUUUCUUAAAAAGUGGAUAACUGGACUUAACAAACCGGAAGCACUGACCUACUACUCUACAGCAUUGACGGCUGCAUUUCAUUGCUUAGUAAAUUUACCGUCAGAUAUUAAGUUUCAGGGAAGAAAUAUUAUACUAUUUCUUACGGAUGGUGAUCCAAAUGACGAUCCAGAAACAAAGAUUCAUCCAGCAGCUGCUAACGGACAAAAAAAACUGAAUAACUCUGUUAGUAUCCUCAUUUAUGGUCUGGGGGAUAGCAUUGCAAGAAAUAACGACGGAAAGAAAUUUCUUGCAAAACUUGCAAGUGACAAUAAAGGCCAUGUUUCCUAUAUUAGAGAUAACAUGAAAAAUGAACUAAGUUUUCAAUUGGGGAGCUAUUAUCAAACAUUUAUUAAGGACAAUGAGAUAGGUAACCUUGCAUUUCAAAAGCAAACCAUUCAAUCAAGUGUAAUGAUAGAUAAAGUUUCACAACUUGCUGUUGAUGGUUUUGUUGACGGAAAUUGUUCGCAAACAAAAUAUGAAGAAAAUCCUUGGUGGAGGGUUGAUUUAAAAAAAUCAUACAGUAUAAUGGCUGUGGUCAUAGUUAACUGUUGUCAUAAAUCCUUUAAAAAUGUUGAAGUUCGUAUUGGUGAUGAUGAAAAUGAACAAUCCAACAAAAUAUGUGGAUUAAUCAGUGUUUUAAAAGAUAAAGAAAACAACGUUUUAAUGUGUCGAUCCAACAUAAUUGGUCGUUAUGUUCACUUAAGCGUUCGCGGAAGGAAUAAAAGUCUUUCCUUAUGUGAAGUUCAAAUUUAUCAAACUUUAGCUCCAUCAUCUACUCUAUCUAUGCCUUGCAUAGAUGAAAAUGGUUCAAUGUUUGGAGUUACUGCUGUUGAUAAUUCAUUGAAAAAUGUUUUCUCUCAGCUCCUUUCCUCUUCGUUUGGGCAAUAUUCGUAUGGUUUUGUUCUUGACAUAAAAGGGAGAAUAUGGAUACAUCCUAGAUGGCAAGUUAUUGAUGGCUCUGAACUAAUGCCUUUACUUUUUCCAAUACAAUUAUACGAAACUUGGGCUAAUACUGAAAAAUUGAAAACAAUCUUAAAACAAUCAAUUGGUCAUAUGAAGUUGAGAAAGAUUUCACUGCAGUCAAUCCAUUCAAACAACACGGAGAUUGUAGUGAAUGCCAGUGUUCACUGGAAAAGGCUUAGAGAUAUGUUUAUUGUAGUUUUAGUUGUGGUGGAAAAUGAUUUUGAUUUGUUUCUGAGGCCAACGAAUUCAUCCAGUUUACACAGCUAUGUUGUUGAAGAUAGCAAGAUAAACAGAGAUGGCGAUAUAUGUCAAGUAAAUGGUCUACCUAUCUUCACUAAAUCAUCUACAAUCAAUCUUCCAUUAUGGAUGGAAAAACUCUCAAAUAAAACAGCAAAUGAUUUAUCUGACUUUGUUACUGCAAUUCAUGCAGACAAAAUUGCCAAGAAAACUCGUGGUUCUCAUUCAAACAUUAUGUUCGACUUAAUGAGCGCUGAUUUUUUUGAUCAACUUUGGAGAAGAGCAAAAUAUGACGAUAAAAGUGGAUACGAAAUAUUGUCAAGAUAUGUAGGCUCAGAAAGUGGUAUCUAUCUACGAUAUCCUGGUUCUUUAUUCACGGAAUAUUUGACCCACAAAAAUAGAUUGUGGUACAAACAAGCUUAUCACCAUCCUGAAAAAUUGUCAAUAAUCCAUUCUGAGACUUCUACUCUGUAUCAUCAAGGAGCUUUUGUCUCUCUUAGUAAAGCAAUCGUUAAAAGGUCCACCAAAAGACAGUUACAUCUAACUGAAGAUUUUAUAGACUGGAAAGCAAGGACUAUUGGCAUAGCUGGAGUUGAUAUCUCAUUAACGUCCUUUUAUAGAAUGGCUCUGAAUGAGAUGCCAGGUUGUCUUUCUGAUUACGAUUGUUAUUUCAUGGAUCAAUUUGGGUAUUUAUUUCAUCUCACUUCCACGGGACAAAAACAACUUGCUCAUAUAACCAAAAAGUUUUCUUGGAUUGCGAAACAGUUGGUUGAAAGCAAAAGAGUUUUAAAGCCAAGAUGGUGUAACGACUUCAUAAACUUCAAAAUUCUACUCUCAUACGAGUGUAAUAUAACCGAAGCAAUAGUGUCACAAUCAUUAGAAACUUGUCGACAAUUCAUCAUACUUCCAUUGGAAAAUGUCAGCUCUUCGUUAUUGAUUGUUCCAUCCAGAAAAUUGCACACCAACUGCAAAGAUACUUUACAUAAUAAUCAUUUUGAGGCCUGCUAUUCGUCGCCAACAUGUAAAACAUGUUUGAUAGAUGUCUCAGAAUGCCAGACGCCUUGCUCGUGUUCAAUGUCAUUUCAUCAAUGCAGCAACACAUUAAUGAAAACAUUCACUUCAAAUACUUGUCUGGCUUCAUUUAACAAGAAAAAAUAUUUGAGCAAUGAAGUAGACCGACCCAAAUUCUUAAACUUGGAAACCGUAGCUGAAUGUAAAAAAGAUUGUAACACUGCUUCAAGUAAACAUGAAUGUUUAAGAAUCAGUAAUUGUAGCUGGUGCGAAAAUAUUUUUACAUCUUGCGAACGAUUUUGUCCGUUUAAUAAACGCCAAGUCUUUGGUUUGGAGUUUGAUGAUGAUGUAAAUAAGCUCAUGUUUACAUCUAAAUUUGAUCGAAAAAGAGCGAAGAAAAAUUUACAGCAAGCAAUCUAUAAUUGUCUUGAUGAGAAACUUGAAAACGAGAUAGAAAAUAUAAAUUUCACGAAGAAUUCUAUCUUUGCAAGUAUUAAUGGAUCCCAGAAGAUCGACACGAACAAAAAAUUAAGGAGAAUAAGGAGAAGUGUAAAUUCCGAAAAAUUUCGUAUAGAAAUUUCUCAUGGGAAUGAAAAGAAGACAAUCUCGCCGAGGAAACUUAUUAUCUUAGAUGUGAAUGAAUGUGACGAAAAAUUAGACGAUUGUCACAGAAAUGCAACUUGUAACGACAGUGAAAACUUCUAUGUUUGUUCCUGCAAACAUGGCUUUGUUGGAGAUGGGAAAAAUUGUACAGAUAUCAACGAAUGCAGUCACUUUCCUUGUGACUCCAACGCAAAAUGCCAAAAUGAUAUUGGAUCUUUUAAAUGCCACUGCUUGAGUGGAUUUACUGGAAAUGGUUUUGAAUGUUUUGACAUCGAUGAAUGCAAGCAAAGUUUGUGUUUUGACCCUAAAGCUCAAUGUAUUAACAUACCUGGAUCAUUCAACUGCACUUGCACGGAAGGUUAUUUUGGAAGUGGAUUAUUUUGUUCAGACUAUGACGAGUGUGAGAAAGCGCCUUGCCAUAUUCAUGCAACUUGUGUUAAUGUUCCUGGAUCAUACUUGUGUACAUGUAUGGACGGAUAUUCCGGUAAUGGCACGUUUUGUGAAGAUCGUGAUGAAUGUGAUAAAGAUAGUCCUUGUCAUUCCAACGCAACCUGUAUUAAUGUACCAGGAUCAUUCCAAUGUCAAUGUUUGCCUCAAUUUAUCGGAAAUGAUACUUUUUGUCAAGAGGAAAUUGUUAAAUUGCCUGACAACUUAGAAACAAGUCAUUCCUUUCCAACUGUCGGUUCUAAAUUGAAAAAAAGACGCAAAAAUUAUACAAUACUUCUGAUCAUUACAUCAACUACUGUUGGUAUAAGUUCUGGGCUUUGCUGCAUAUGGUUUUCAUUUAUACGAAAAAAGAAAAACAGUAUUCGUCCUCAAGAAAGCUCAAAAGAAAUUAUUAAAAACAUAGGCAAGAGUUUUGCCGCGAAACAAAUAACUAAGGAUAAAAACAAAAACGUUUUUAUGGUGAAUGGCUCCGGAGCUGUUAUUGAAAUGACUGAAAUUGAAAUAUGACACAAUUUAUGUAAUAAAAGAGAUCUUUAUUUGGUUUAAUUACCGUAUAAAGAUUUGUUUGGUUGUUACGUUAAAAACAAAACAGAACUUGUCAUUUCAUCAUCAGCAUUUUCAAAAUUUCCUGUAGCUUCGAGAGACGGAAUGAUUGUAAUGGGUGGAGGAGGGGCUUUUAUAUAACGUGAUUUUUUCAAUCGUCGACGAGUAUAAAAAUUUAUAUGAUUAUUUGUAUCACAAAUUUUUGAAUAUCGGUAUUUAUUGUAAGGAAGCAUAUACGUAUGACAACGAAUAUGUUACAAAUGUUAUAUAAGUCUAUUAUGCAUACUCGUGACGUUACGCAAUUGUUAAUAAUAAAAACACUUGGGACAUA
Molecule: messenger RNA, 5099 nt
Organism: Xenia sp. Carnegie-2017
Lineage: Eukaryota; Metazoa; Cnidaria; Anthozoa; Malacalcyonacea; Xeniidae
Exons: 31
Coding region: 104-4732 (1542 amino acids)
Cellular component (GO): voltage-gated calcium channel complex
Molecular function (GO): calcium ion binding; voltage-gated calcium channel activity
Source: RefSeq, a predicted model, not a curated record